CUCCUUUAUACUUUCAGUAUCGUGAUUCGGAAGUUCAUUAUCUUAGUUCCGGCGCCUGGGAGGAUUUUGGUCAACUGUAUGAUCAAUUAAAAAAUCAUAUCAAUCUCGUAGGUCCAUUGGAAAAUUAUAGAUUUAUUAUUGACGAUAAAGAAAUGAAUUUUGGUUGGACGAAAAUGCAAAUUAUCGAAUUUCUUAAGCAACAGAAAUGCUCAAUUGAACAUCCUGUCAGGAUAUCUAAUAUAGAAAAAGUGAAUGAAUCGUCAAAGCCAUUAUAUCGUCCUAUAAGUGAAGUAGAUAAGGAAAUC
Molecule: messenger RNA, 305 nt
Organism: Racocetra persica
Lineage: Eukaryota; Fungi; Glomeromycota; Glomeromycetes; Diversisporales; Gigasporaceae
Source: the annotation of a GenBank genome assembly